AUGCGAUCCCUAGCUGCCCUUAUCGUCCUUGUCGGUGUCGCCGCCGCGGCCCAGAACCUCCCCGAGAAGUACUACGGAAAGUUCGCCGCCGAGAACUCGAAGAACGUCAACUUCGACGAGUACUUGACUGCCAAGGGCUAUGGCUGGUUCACCCGAAAGCUCGUGACGAUGGCCAACUUUGAGAAGGUGUUCAAGAAGAGCGACAAGCCCAACGCGUUCAGCUUCGAGAACCUGACCAGCAAGAAGAACGUCUACUACACCGACGUCACCAUCGGCCAGAAGUUCAAGGGCGAGGGUCUCGAUGGAACCCAGCACGAGGUCGUCUUCGAGCUCGUCGGCGACCACCUGUUCGAGAAGCACACCCCCCUUGAGGAGGGAGAAGCAAAGGCCGAGACUCACGAGUACUUCUUCGAGGAGGACUGGCUCGUCGUUCAAAUGAAAGAGAAGGACAUCGUCGCCAAGCGAUACUACAAGCGCCAG
Messenger RNA from Mesorhabditis spiculigera, 480 nucleotides. The record is from the annotation of a GenBank genome assembly. NCBI's taxonomy places the organism in Eukaryota, Metazoa, Nematoda, Chromadorea, Rhabditida, Rhabditidae.